AUGGAUUACUCAGUUCCGAAACUUCAGAGGUCGUCGCAAAUGAGCUCGGAGUUUCUAUACUUGGACACUUUGGUGAAUGCUCAUGGCGCCAUUGACAAUAGUGUUAUGCACCAACAACACCCACGUGGCAGUAGCACCGGCAACGAAAGCAGUACUGCGAAUUCGAGAAAAUUUGACUCGCCGGAGCUCCGCCCUUCGCCGCCGCUUUACGGUCACAGCAAUAUUAGGAUUGAAGAUAGGGGUCUUUUCCAUAUGGAAGUUAGCCCACCAAAACCAGCAAUAGAUUCUGGUCUUCCCAAUGACGGGCUCCCGGAAAUGGUAAUGGCUAUGAUUCCUGAAUCCGAAAGUCGCGAAACCGUAAUCUUCCUCCUCCGAAACGCAAUGAGUCUGAAUGGGCUUAGGGUCGUUGAUAGAGUUGAAUACGUAGACGUCGUAUGUCUUGCGCUUGAAACUGAAAGCCUUCACUUGGAAGGCCUGGCUUUCUCUACCUUCAGCAGCUUUGAAGCUUCUCAUCCGCAGCUCCCUCCCAAUUUUGGCGCCAUUUCAAUCGCCGCUUCAUCUUUCGCCGGAGAAUUGACUCGGCCAUUUCUGACUAGCGAGAAGCCGAAAAAAUUGCCAGAUGAUAUUUCCUUGAAGGUUUUGGAAGGGAACUCCCUUUCAGAUGCUUUUAGAUAUGACAUCUCUUCGCUCUGUAAAAAACUGCGGCAAAUGGAAUAUGAAGAACAAUCAUACUUGAAUUUUCAUGGUAAUGACGACAUCGAUGAGGAAGAUCAAAUUGGGCAUAAGAAUAAAGGGAAGAAUGUGGUAAGUGACAAGGGUUUGGUGAUAAACAUGACUCCGCUCCGGUCCUUAGGGAGACACCGGCAACCAGAUACUAAGGAGUUUUCAGCUUUAUACAUGAAUUCGGAUAACGAGGAAGAAGAAGAAGAUGAAGAAGAAGCUGCACCAGUGCAUCACAUGAGCACUGAAAAAAGUUCAGGCCGAGAGAAAAGAUCAGGAAGUGAUGUGAGGUUGGCUGUCAAGGGGAUGUUUUCUGCCACCAGUUCGGAACCUCCAUCAAAGAGACCAAGAUUUGAUGUCACUGCCCUAAAGACUCCGAAAACUCAGACACAAUCUUCCGGCAAGCCCCUGAAAGCAUGUUCCAGCAAGAAGUCCCGCAGGGAUGUUGUAUCUGCUAUCUGUAAAUUCUUCCAUCAUGCUGGAAUUCCGGUACAAGCUGCAAAUUCCCCAUAUUUUCAUAAAAUGCUGGAGGCAGUUGGGCAUUAUGGACCAGAUUUGGUUGGUCCUUCAAGCAGAGUUUUGUCUGGUCGAUUUUUGCAGGAUGAAAUUUUUACUAUAAAAAACUACCUUGCUGAAUACAGGGCUUCAUGGGCUGUUACCGGUUGUUCUAUUUUGGCUGACAGUUGGCGAGACACACAGGAUGAUGGCAAAGAAGUGGAGAAACUUGUAUUAAAUGCUUCUUUUUGGAAGAGGGUACAGUAUGUGAAAAAAUCAGUUGAGCCCGUGGUUGAUGUGCUUCUGAAGAUUAAUGGAGACGAACGCCUUUCAGUCCCAUUCAUUUAUAAUUGCAUGUUUAGGGCAAAGAUGGAUAUCAAAGAUAACCAUGGUGAUGAUGCGCGUAAAUAUACCCCAUUCUGGAAUGUCAUAGACUGUCACUGGAAUAGUUUGUCUCACCACCCGCUUUAUUUGGCUGCAUAUUUCCUGAAUCCAGCAUAUCAUUAUCGUGCCGAUUUUGUCCCGCAUCCAGACGUCAUGCGAGGAUUAACUGCAUGCAUUGUUAGGCUUGAACCAGACAAUACAAAAAGAAUUUCGGCAUCCAUGCAGAUCUCUGACUUUGACGCUGCAAAAGCUGAUUUUGGAACGGACUUGGCGAUCAGUACAAGAGUGGAGCUUGAUCCAGCUGCAUGGUGGCAACAACAUGGGAUAAAUUGCUUGGAGUUGCAAAGAAUAGCAGUCAGAAUACUUAGUCAAACUUGCUCCUCUUUUGGUUGUGAGCAUAGCUGGAGCAUGUUUGACAAGAUGUACAGCCGAAGGCACAACCACACUGCACAGAGAAGAUUGAAUGACAUCAUUUAUGUGCACUAUAACUUGAGACUCAGAGAACGCCAGAUUCGAAAAAGAAGCGGUGACUCCAUUCCCCUUGAGAGCAUUUUAGACGAAACCUUGUUGUAUGACUGGAUUGUGGAAGCAGAGAAGCAAUCCAUACAGGAGGAUGAGGAAAUAAGUUUUAGUGAUAUGGAGCAUGUUGAAACACACGAGAAUGAGUUGGAUUACGAGGAUGGCAGCGCAGAGUUCAGAAAGGGAUCCUUGGAGAUGCUAACUGUGGCAGAUAUCGUCGACCCUUUGGACAUCACUCCUGCUAAUACGUUUACAGGCAGUGACGAUGAGGCUGAGAUGGAUUUCUUGGAUGAUAACUUAAGUGAUUGA
Molecule: messenger RNA, 2427 nt
Organism: Oldenlandia corymbosa var. corymbosa
Lineage: Eukaryota; Viridiplantae; Streptophyta; Magnoliopsida; Gentianales; Rubiaceae
Source: the annotation of a GenBank genome assembly